GUGUUGCCCUUUAUUUCAAAAACGGACUGAUGUCAAACAACAGCGGCAGGCUCAGAGUCAGCUGUCUUCCAGCCACCGUAUUCACCACCUACGCACCAGGAUUAAGAAGUAACGACGACCCCCGGGAUGUAGCCUAUGCAUUCUGCAGGUAGCGAGAAUACAAUGUUUUUAGGUUAAAUAUUCAUCACGACGUCGCCCGUCAUCGUCUUAUUCGUCACAAUGUAUCUUAGCAUAUACCCGCAGGCGAUUACAACAAUUAUAUAUACAUGCGUGCGUUGAAUUGCUUCACUAAGCAGCGUUUGCAGGCUGAAAACCUGUCAAAGAUCCUUUCUACGCGUGUCAGCAUACGUUACCUUGCUCUCGGCUGGCGGGCCAGCGCGUGUCAGUUAUCCGUCUAAUGUCAACUUUGACCGAUUUGAUGUGCAGAUCAAAGAAAAUUUGCAUUUGACGUAUUAUAAUAUCAAAGGUAUCUCCCUUUCAAAAUGGGCGGGAAGCUUGCAUAAAACUCAACGCAGCUUUGGAUGGACACAUCUAAUUCCCUUGCGGAAUAACAGUCUACCCCGUGCAGUUUGCAGCGGUCGUUUGAAGUCGGCGAUAGUGGCUUGAAUUGAAAUGACAACAUCUGCGGAUGCCACGAACGGAUCGCUGUUCUUCAGCCCAUUGCACCUGCAUAUAGUUAAUAUCAAAGGACUCGUGAAAGGACACGGCGGAGAAGUCCCAGAUACGAGCGCGUUUUCAUGCAGACCGAGGGACUGCUAUUUUCUGCUAUAGAUCUGUGAAGCGCUUGGAUGUGAGAUCAUUUGUUCCCGGACUUGUUUUGGUUUGCAUCACGCGAAAAAAAGAGACGUUCAUAUCUGCCGCCUCCAUACCAAUAGGCUAUGCGCACAAGCGCGUUUUCUCCUUGUCCACCGCGGUGCUUUGCGUAUUUAGGAUGAACAAAACAACGUAAGUCUCGGUGUUAUUUCUUAUAAAUAUUCGUUUGGGAGUCAAGCCUUUACGUUUAUCACAACCGCGGUGUGUGCACCGAGACGAUAGGAGAGCGUCGUGUCAUUCACGGACACGGGGAGGAACUUCUCACAGAGAUCGUAUAAAAGAGGAUGUGUGUUUUAAUUUUUCGUAUUUUUCCCCUAAAAUCGAUAAACGUACAUCGCAAUGGCGUGACAUCCCUGUUUUCUGCGCUAGUUCUGAUGGCUUCAGUAGGAGGAUAUUAACGUGGGGCGGACCUUGGCUCAUCUCCAACGGAUAUUUUUUUAGGGGGGCUGGAGGAUCGGACUUUUUACUACAGCUUUGUAGUACUUCUCGUCACCAUCAAGAAUUUUCCAUAUAAACCAACGGACAUCUUUUAAAGCUAAGAUCAGAGACAUUCUACCUCUUCAGCACUGUGUGGAUAUAAUGGCCGAAGCCACGGCUGUAGAUAGGUUGAGCACUGCGGCUGCGAGAGGAGAUCUGAAGGAAAUUGAGACGAUAUUGCAAAGCAACGUAAACGUUAAUGAAAGGAACAAGUACGGCAGGACACCAUUGCAGGUGGUGAAACUUGGCUGCCCGUCCGUGGCUUUGGCGCUACUUCUUGCAGGCGCGGACCCAAACGCGCGCGACCCUAUCGGAGGACUGGCCCUCUGUCACGAUGCUGCAAGAGACGGAUUUCUGGACACCCUACAGGUGCUUGUGCAGAAUGGUGCUGAUGUCAAUCUCCUUGACAACGAUGGCAACGUGCCUCUCCAUCUGGCUGCGCGGGAGGGACACCUAGAUGUCGUGGAGUAUCUCGUAUAUCAGUGCAACACGCAGCCCUUUCAGCCAAACGCAAAAGGCUACACACCUCGUGAUCUGGCGUUUAUGCACAAACAACACAGGACUGUGGAGUGGUUAGAGAGCAUUGUGCAUUCAGAAUCGGCAUAGAGAUUUUAAAGAGACUCUUGGAGAGAGACUGGCCUGAGGCCAAUGUGAUUUGAUGUGUAACAGAGGUAGCAGAUGCGAUAUGUAGCAUUAACUACCUCUUAUUGAAACUUAAAAUAUUGGAGUUCGGACUCAGGGGCGUGUGUUUUUGUGAAGAACAAAUCAUUUUUCAAUUGACGUUACUUGUAAUCCACAUGACUUUUAUACGGAUGAAAACUCAUUAAUUGGCUGAAUUGUUCGUGUUUUGUUUUGAAUGGGAGGGUUGUCGUGGGCAUGCUUUUAUGCAUUUCUGAUUUAGAGAUAAUUUCACUAACUUUGUUAAACUUCAACAAAAAAGUCAAACGUGUGAUAGAUGUCCCAUUUUUAUAAUACAAAAUAACUGAAUUGAUUGUUGAUUAUCUGGUUAAUUUGAUUAAGUGUAUAAAAAUAUACUUUUUAGUUGCAGCAUAAUGUUCAGAAUUCAUCUAACAUCCCCAAUUGCUUUUUGUUAUGUUUGUUUUUAUGACAAUGAACUUGCACUUUUGCUUGUAAUAUAUUUUAACAUUUUAUCAGGAUUUAACUGUGAAAGCGUUCCUUUUUAUCCAAUUGAAAAUAUUAAAUCUUUGCUAAACAACCAAAGAGCUGUUAAACGGUUCCAGUGUCAUGAAGUGUGUUUAACUCUGGCCUCGAGUCACUGAUAUACGGGUCUGCCUAAUAAACAUUUGACUGUAUUAAAUAGGCUAUAACAACCUGGAUACAAAUAAAAUAUUUGACUGAACCUUGAAAACUGCUGUCUGAUGUUAUCAAAUGUUCAAAACAAACAAAUAAA
Molecule: messenger RNA, 2701 nt
Organism: Triplophysa dalaica
Lineage: Eukaryota; Metazoa; Chordata; Actinopteri; Cypriniformes; Nemacheilidae
Gene: cdkn2c
Product: cyclin-dependent kinase inhibitor 2C (p18, inhibits CDK4)
Exons: 2
Coding region: 1393-1896 (167 amino acids)
Biological process (GO): negative regulation of cell population proliferation; regulation of cyclin-dependent protein serine/threonine kinase activity
Cellular component (GO): nucleus
Molecular function (GO): cyclin-dependent protein serine/threonine kinase inhibitor activity; protein kinase binding
Source: RefSeq, a predicted model, not a curated record